AUGCUACGAGACCCAAAUGUUUCUGGUGGUAACCAUAUGUUGUCUAUUUGUAGAAGGUCCCUGGGGUAUAAAGAUGUUUGUAUGUUAUUAGAGCCUAUUUACAUUGGAAGUGUUGAUUUAUUAGAUGCUGUUAGAAUAAGAAAUGCUAGUGGUGUAUCAAGCGAGGAAGGUUUUUGUUACGAUAGAUCUCGAACGUCUGGAGGUCCUCGAGAUGAAACAAAUCCUGAUGUAGCUUAUAGGAUCUCAGAAGAAUCAGAUCUUAGUGUUCCUUUAAGAGAUGCAUUUGUAGAUGGAUUUCCUGAAGAUUUUUCUAUUAUUGCUACAAUACGUCCAGAUGAAGGUGUCCGAGGAAAAUUAUUUUCUAUUUUAAAAGAUGUUACUGGUGACGAAGUAUUGUCUUUCAGUACUGGCAAAAAACCUAAAUUUCAUUAUUCUGGGUCCAAUAGAAAACCAGGGCCUGGUAAAUCACCUGUAUUUGAUGUACCCUUUAAUGAUGGUUUUUGGCAUCGUGUAGCUAUUAGUGUAAAAGGAAAUUCAGUAACAUUGGUUCAUAAUUGUAUUCAGCAAGCAUCUGUCAACUUAGAAAGAUCGAUACCUGCAAAAUUUCCCAGAGAUGGUAUGAUCUUUGUUGGUGGAAAUGUUUUUUCUGAGGGAAAAAGCUUUACUGGUGAUGUUCAAGAUUUAUAUAUAAUACCUGAUCCAGGAGCAGCUUUUGAACAUUGUGAAUAUUACACUCCCGACUGUGAUUACCCUUUUUCUACCUUUGGUGCUGGUGGUUAUUAUGAGAAUGGUUAUGAAUCUGGCGGUGCAGGCGGAGCUGGUGGUGAGGGUGGUUUCUUUGUAAAUGGAAGUAGUGGUGGUUCUUGGGGUGCUGGUGGUGCUGGAGGUGCUGGAGGAGGUUUUGGUGCACGAGGUGGAGGUGCUGAAGGAGGUGGAUAUGGAGAAGGAGGUGGAUAUGGAGAAGGAGGUUCCUAUGGUGAAGGAGGUUCUUAUGGCGAAGGAGGUGCCUAUGGGGCUGGUGGAGCAGGAGGUGGUGGAGCUGAAGGUGCCUUUGGAGCUGGUGGUGGUGGUGGUAGUAGUUCCUAUGGAGCUGGUGGUGCUGGUGGUUCUUACGGAGCUGGUGGUGCUUAUGGUGGAGCAGGUGGUAGAAGGGAACAUUAUGAAUACAGUUCUGGAGAAUUAACAGACUUUGCAUAUAGAUUUGGUCCCCCAGGUCCACCCGGAGGUAGAGGUCCACCUGGACCCCCUGGUCCUAAAGGAGGAGUGGGUAUUCCUGGAAGAGAUGGUACUCAUGGUGCUAAUGGUUUACCUGGAGCACCUGGUCAUGUCUUUGUAAUUCCUUUAAAUAAUGACCAAAAAUCUGGUGCCAGCCAAGCUCAAGCUUUCCGUAAUAUGCUCAGUCAACAUAUGCUUGCUAUGAGAGGAGCACCAGGUGCUAUGGGUAUGACUGGUUUACCUGGUAGAGGUGGAGCUGCUGGUAUUGAUGGUGAAAAGGGUGAAAGUGGUAAUCCUGGUGAACAGGGUAUCAUUGGUCCAAUUGGUAUGCCUGGUAUGCCAGGACCUGCUGGAAAGAGGGGUAGAUCUGGUAUGGAUGGUGACAGAGGUCCAGUUGGUGAACCUGGUAGUAAGGGUUUACCUGGUUUCCCUGGUAUGCCUGGUUUACCUGGAGAGAAGGGUCAUAGAGGCCACCCUGGACAACCUGGUCCAUCAGGACCUCCUGGACAUGAUGGUGAACAGGGUGAUCCUGGAGAGCAAGGACCUAUGGGUGCCCCUGGUGAGAUGGGCUUGAGAGGUUUUAUGGGACCAAGAGGUCGAGUUGGUGCUGUUGGACCACCUGGAAUGCCUGGUUCUGAGGGAUCAGUUGGACCUAAAGGUAAUCAAGGUAAUGUUGGAGCACCUGGUGCCCCUGGACAAGCAGGAAACGCUGGACCACCUGGACCAUCUGGUGGAGUAGGACCUUUAGGACCACCUGGUAUUCCUGGAGCUCAAGGUAAACCUGGAUUACCUGGAAUGCCUGGACCAGUUGGACCCAUUGGUAUGUCUGGUAAUCCUGGAGAAGCUGGUGCCAAGGGAGACACAGGACCUAGAGGUAUAAAUGGUAUUGUUGGCUAUCCUGGAUCUAGAGGUGUCAAGGGUGAUUCUGGACCUCGAGGACCAUUAGGUGAUAAAGGUGGCAAGGGUAAUCCUGGAUUAGAUGGUGAUCGUGGUGAUGUUGGAUCUAAAGGUGAUAAGGGUCCUAAAGGUGUCAGAGGUUUACCUGGUAUUGAAGGUAUUGAAGGAGCUAAGGGAGAUUAUGGACCUCCUGGUGAAGUUGGUUUACCUGGAGCUCCUGGUGAAAAGGGUCGUAUUGGUAUACCUGGUUUCCCUGGCUAUCCUGGGCCUGUUGGUGAAAAGGGUGAAAGAGGAAGAAAUGGCAGACGUGGUAGAAGAGGUGCCCGUGGUAAAUCAGGUUUAGUUGGUCCCAUGGGUGAACGAGGUGAACUUGGACCUAGAGGCCAGAGAGGUGACAGAGGUAAACAAGGUAUACCUGGUCCCCCUGGUGUUAAGGGUGAUAUUGGUAAUCCUGGUCCACCUGGAUUUGCUGGUGAAGCUGGUAUUCAAGGUCCUCCUGGACCACAAGGUGUUUCUGGGCCUGUUGGUGCUGCUGGUUUACCUGGUAAAGAUGGACUCCCUGGUAACCCUGGAGAUAGAGGAGAGGCUGGUAUACCUGGUAACCCUGGCCCUGGUGGACCUGUUGGUGUAAUGGGACCCCCAGGACCAUCUGGUGAACCUGGUCCAUCUGGUGAUAGAGGAGCACCUGGAAUGCCUGGUAUUCCUGGUGAAAUGGGUCUUCCUGGUACAGAAGGUAAACAAGGAGAAACUGGUCCUGCUGGUCCGAUGGGUGUACCUGGUCCACCUGGAGGUAGAGGUGGUAUUGGUAAUCCUGGUGAUCGUGGUUAUCCUGGUCCACCUGGUAAAGAUGGUGAAAGAGGUGAUGCUGGAGGACCUGGACCUACUGGUCCACCUGGAGAGAAGGGAUCUCAAGGUGAACCUGGAAUAGCUGGUCCUCCUGGUAUAAUUGGAGGUCCUGGAUUACCUGGUCCACAAGGUAAAAGAGGAGCUAAAGGAGAUUCUGGUAGAGAAGGUGUUGCUGGAGAACCUGGUCCACCAGGACCACAAGGUCCAAGAGGUUAUCGAGGUACACGUGGUCCAACUGGUUCACCUGGUUUAGAUGGUGAUAAGGGAGAUGCUGGUCCACCAGGAGAAAGAGGUUUCAAGGGAGAUCAUGGAGCUAUGGGUCCACCUGGAUCACAAGGUUCUCAAGGUUUACAAGGUCCACCAGGAGCUAUGGGACCACCCGGCUCUCCAGGACCUAGAGGUGUGCAAGGAGUACCCGGAUCAAAGGGUUCAGAAGGUCCUCGUGGCCUUCCUGGACCUACUGGUUUACCUGGUCUACAAGGUAUGCCAGGACCACCAGGUCCUAAAGGUGAACAUGGUGACCCAGGAAGAAAAGGACCACAAGGUGCAACUGGUCCAACUGGUAACCCUGGCCCUGCUGGAAGUCCUGGUAGUCAAGGUGUACCUGGUACAACAGGACCAGAAGGACCUAUGGGUGGAAAGGGUGAUAGAGGUGAUCCUGGACCACCUGGUAUUCCUGGUACUGAUGGAGAACAGGGAACUCCUGGAGGUCCUGGACCUAAAGGUGAUGAUGGUCGACAAGGUAAACAAGGUGAACCAGGACCUAGAGGUCCUCGUGGAGGUGAAGGUGAUAAAGGUCAUGCUGGUGCUAUGGGACCACCUGGACCCGCUGGAGAACCAGGAGAGACUGGACUUAAGGGAGAACCUGGUAUUCCUGGUGAAGAUGGUGAUACUGGUUUAUUAGGUCCAAUG
This is a messenger RNA of Lottia gigantea (owl limpet), 3870 nucleotides long. RefSeq lists its product as hypothetical. The annotation marks the transcript as partial. NCBI's taxonomy places the organism in Eukaryota, Metazoa, Mollusca, Gastropoda, Lottiidae. The transcript has 43 exons. The record is from RefSeq and is a predicted model, not a curated record.